This is a messenger RNA of Coccomyxa subellipsoidea C-169, 2489 nucleotides long. RefSeq names its product protein serine/threonine phosphatase 2C. Gene Ontology annotation, molecular function: cation binding; protein serine/threonine phosphatase activity. NCBI's taxonomy places the organism in Eukaryota, Viridiplantae, Chlorophyta, Trebouxiophyceae, Coccomyxaceae. The record is from RefSeq and is a predicted model, not a curated record. Bases 273 to 2489 code for a protein of 738 amino acids. Gene Ontology annotation, biological process: protein dephosphorylation. The transcript is spliced from 11 exons.
CGAGAAAGACGAUCGUAAAAAUACGGGGGAAGCAUAGAAGUUGCAGGAGAAGGGCAGAAACGGGCUAGCUCUGGCGUUCUGGCGACUGGAGUUGAAGGGCACAACCAAGUGAACUGUUCCAAGCCCGAAGUACCCCAAGACCGCACGGCUUUCGCUUCUACUUCAGAAGAAACGGUCAGGUUGCUUCAUCCCUAAGGCGCAGCAGCGCUUUGUCAGCAGGAGCAGACAAAACGGAGUUGACUUCCUUGGAAAGUCGUACCUGAAUAUUAGACAUGGCUUCUAUAUACACCGGCAAACAGGCGCCUAUACGCGGGCCAUACGUGAAGCAGGCAUUUGCCAAGUCAAUCUACAAGGGCGAGGACGCUUGGCUGCAGCAGAGGGACGUGCAAGUGCCUGCUAGCGGAGGCAAUGCCUCCGUGGACAUCUUUGGCGUCUUUGACGGUCAUGGAGGCAAGCAGGCGGCCGUGUAUGCCUCCAAGCACAUGAUGGGGGCUGUGCUGAGCGCGCUUGACCAGCACAUUGGGAAGGACGAGCAAGACUGCCAAGCCGGGGCUUCAGACAGCAUGAGCAUCCCCACCAAGCAUGCACCCGACAGCAAUCUUGAAGUGUCUGCGGAGGAGCAGCUGGCGGAUUGUGAUGUGGUGAAGCCAGAGGAGAGGGCGCUCUGGCGCGCGCAGGACGCCUUAGUGGAGGCCAUGCCUCACGCUCUGUCAGAGGCCUUCCAGAAAGUGGAGGCCGACUUCUUUGAGCACACCAAGGUGUCAGGCUCGACAGCCACUGUGGCGGCGCUGUCUGGCUGGGAGGUGGUCAUUGCCAAUGUGGGUGACUCAUGCGCCUACUUGGAUACAGGCGGCGAGGUUGUCCUGGUGAGCGGCAAUCACCGGCUGGAUGACAACAAGGCGGAGCGCGCGCGCUGCCUGGAAGCCGGCUGCGAAGUCAGCAGCAGCAACCUGGAGGGCCGCCCAGUUGGUCCCCUGCGCGUAUGGCCGGGCGGCCUAGCCAUGUCUCGCACGCUCGGAGAUCAUGAGGCUGGCGCGGUGGUGACAGCUGAGCCGGAGGUGCGGCAGGUGACGCUGCCGGUGGGCGGCGGCCGCCUCGUGCUGGCGUCCGAUGGGCUCUGGGACGCUGUCAAUCCCAAAACCGCUCUGCACCACGUCCGCGCCUCCCCAGCCUCCAAGGCCGCCAAUGAGCUGGUGCAGCUGGCGCUGAAGUCCAAGGGCCUGCGGGACGACAUCACCGUGCUUGUCAUUGAUGCGCUGCCCAGUGAGGAGCUGCGCACGCCCCCCGCGCUCCAACGCAGGAACCGGCAGCCCAUCAUCUCCCGGUCUGCGGGUGCGGGCAGCAUGUCUGGGGAGGAGUUGAUGGAAGCUAUGUCUGGCGGGCUCACAGACCAGAUCACCGUGCUCAGGCCGCUUGAGCAGUCCAGCCACGAAGCGCACUGGCGCCGAACCGUCUGGGAACGCCGCUUGGCGGCCGUGCAGACGACGUACGGCGCGUUGCUGCCGGCGCCGUCGCUGACGUACAGCGACAUGAGCACGACCAUCGCUCUCAGCGACGCGGCCAUGGCCUCCUCUUUUGAGGUCGCCUCCAUGAUGGCCGAUGACACCGGCGACUCAUCCCCCAACGGCGCCUCCGCCGACCACCUCUUGUUCGGCAGCUUCGACGACGAUGAACAGGAGGCAGAGGAUGAGUGGGAGACGGUGCCAACAAAGAGCAAGGGCCGGAAGCACAGCGCCGAGCCGGACGCCAGCAUGGCAGCGCCGCCGCCCAAGGAGCUGCGCGCAGCAGACGGCCUCAGCGCCGACGCAGCUCCCCCAGCCACCGAGGGGGGCACCUUCGUUGCGGUGGCGCCGCAGGGGGGCCCUGGCCGCCCAAGGGGCCCCCGGGACCGCGACGGCCGGCGUGGCCGCGGCCGCGGCCGCGGCGGCGCAGUCGCCCGGCAGCAGCGCAUGAUGCGCAUCGAGGAGGGCCCGGAGGGCUACAGCCCGAUCCGCGCUCGGCCGGCCGGCGCUGCUUCCGGCCCGCAGGACAGUGAGCUCGGCCAAUACCCCCGCGGUCCCCCCAGGCGCCGGGAACGGCGCGCUAGACCCGCCCGCCCGCCCGGCUCCGACCAGCCGCUGCAGGAGGGUUUCUCCGGCGCGCCUGCAUUCCUGCCCGAAGCGAAUGGCGCGAUGGUAUCAGGAUUGGACGGCGCUGGCAAGCCGCACAUGCCAAGACAGCAGCCCGGCGGCCGCGGCCGCGGCGGGCCCGGCCGCGGCGGGCCUGGCCGCGGGCGCGGCGCGGGCAGAGGCCCGCGACCCGUCUCGGAGCACGUUCCCUUCCACGGAGAGGAGGGUGCCGAGCGGGAGGGGUUCAGAGGGCCCCGAUCUUUCCGGGGCCGCGGCCGCGGCGGCCAGGGGCGGAAGAUGGAUGGCGCUGCUCAGGCCGGCAGCCGACCUCAGCCUGUCAAUGUAUCUGCUGUACCUUAUUUGAGCGUGCAGGGCGAGUGA